AAUUCUAUGCAUCACAGCAUCACAGACCAGGUUUCAGCUCGGACCAGUUUAAGAUUGUCUGACAGACUUGUUUGCUGCUCAACAGAUACACUAUUUUAGUAUUUUGUCACAUCAAUGUCCACAAAAGAGAGAGAGACACACACACACACACACACACACACACACACACACAAAUCAGAGAGUAUGAAGGUAGAGGAGUGUGGAUCGGAGGUGUAGAAGAAGAAGGGAGGCAAUCGGUGAGGGAGGAGGAGAGAAACUGAGGAGUUCAGUCACUUCCGCAAUCUGGACCAUGUGAGCUACCGGGACUGAAGACUAUUUGCUCCCGUUUGGACCCCGCAUCCUGCGGGAUAAAGCAGCAGCAGCAGAGAUCUAGCGAUAGAGAGAGUCCAGAGUCCGGGGGGGAGACAUCAGUGGCUCAGUGCACAUUUCGGGGUCUCCCAGCGGCUGAAGGCACAGACAAUCCCCCGAAAAGAGAGCGCAGAUCAGCCGGGAACAUGACUGCAGACGUGGCAGUGUCUCUGUUUUUGCUCGCAGUGAUCGUCGCGCUGAGCGACGUGACCCGCAGAUUGUUGUCCAGGGCCCUCGCGGACACCGGGCUCUCGGUGUACGCGGUGGAGCUCGUGUCCACCUUCCAGCUGUGCUGCUGCACGCACGAGCUCAAGCUGCUGUCCGAGGUGGGCGGGAUCGAGACUCGACUCGCGCUCACUUUGACGUACCUGGCGUCCGUGGUCCACGGGCUCACCUUCAGCGGGGCUAUCGGCAACCCCUCCGGUACGCUCGAGCACGCGUACCGCGCCAGGUUCUCGGGCGGUUGCGCCCUGGGGCGGAUCGCGUGCCAGUUCGCCGCGGCCGCCGCCGCACGAGCAGCAGUGCCGGUGAUCUGGGGUAUUGGGUUGUCGGGACUGCACGUGCGACACAAGCUGGACGGUUACCGGUGCAUCAGCCCCAUCCAUGCUCCGCUGCCCGAGGCUGCAGCCGUGGAGCUCGCAUGCGCCUUUGCGGUUCAGACCGCUAUAACCCACACGCGAUCGGUGGAGGAGAAAUACCGCGUGCACGCGGUUGCUGCGGUCAUCGCGACAGUGGUUUAUGCAGGUGGAAGCGCGACAGGAGCCGUGUUUAACCCGGCGCUGGCCUUCUCCACACAGUUUCGCUGCAGUGGAAACUCCUUCCUGGAGUAUUCUCUGGUCUACUGGCUGAGCCCCCUGCUGGGUAUGAUGAGCUCAGUGCUGCUGUUUGAUAAACUCGUCCCCCUGCGGUCGAUAAAAUCAUCGGCUCUCCAUCUCCCCCUGGAGACCAAGAAGAGGGCAUGAGCAUCGCCGGCCUGGCAGCAUUUCAAACCCAGAGCACAUGUGGGGAUGUUGUAACCGAUACACUGUUAACAACACUGCUGAUUUCAAUCGCCAUGAGUUAGAAGAAGAACAGCACUGAUAUGCACUUUUUUUAAAGACUUCAAGACCUCAAGAGCACAUCUUAGAAGCUAGAAAAGAAAACUAAAGACUAAUUAUAGUGUUUUUGUAAGAUAGAUCUCCUAAAGAAGGCAUGCAGAAAUUGAUGGACCAUUUAUCUUGACUUUACGAGGUGGUUGGUUGAACAUUAAAAGUCAUUGCGAUGCUUGAGUUCUUUUCAAUUUAAAACCUUUUAGACUCUUUGAACCCUUUGUUUUUUCGGAUCACCACCUCAGAGCCAACAUCAACUGCUCCAAAUGCACACUGUAAAUGUCAAAUGUCUGUCCCUAGUAUAUCUACCAUUAUAACUAACAAAAGGUUUGCCUUGUACUUGGACUUUUAGGCAGAUUACAGCAUGUCAGUGUGAAAUUCUGCAAAAAAAGUGUUGUAUUUACAAUAAGUUGCCAAGUUUUUUGUGUAAUAGAACAAUUCACUUCACGCCAAUUCACUAAUUAAUCAACAUUUACGAUGGAAAGAUGAGAUUUAUGAAAUGUUCUAACUUAAGUAUGAUAUUACUUUAUUUGUAUAACACUUCUUAACAAAUUUACAAAGUGCUUAACAGAAAAAUGAUUGUUUGUACCUGAUUUGACAUUCCAGAGCCAAGCACAUUGUAGGCAUGUACUGUACACACGUCUUGGGUUAGCUCUGCACAUAUUUAACUGGUGCCUUUGUAUUCUCUGUAAAAACUGGAAAGGCAGAUUAAAUUACUGUUUUGUCAGACCCCA
This is a messenger RNA of Perca fluviatilis (European perch), 2170 nucleotides long. RefSeq names its product aquaporin 11 (gene aqp11). The transcript is spliced from 3 exons. Lineage: Eukaryota; Metazoa; Chordata; Actinopteri; Perciformes; Percidae. Gene Ontology annotation, cellular component: membrane; cytoplasm. Gene Ontology annotation, biological process: transmembrane transport. The record is from RefSeq and is a predicted model, not a curated record. Gene Ontology annotation, molecular function: channel activity. The coding region runs from base 495 to 1310 and encodes 271 amino acids.